Scatophagus argus is the source of this 2284-nucleotide messenger RNA. RefSeq names its product carbohydrate sulfotransferase 15-like. The transcript has 8 exons. NCBI's taxonomy places the organism in Eukaryota, Metazoa, Chordata, Actinopteri, Scatophagidae. Bases 369 to 1955 code for a protein of 528 amino acids. Gene Ontology annotation, molecular function: N-acetylgalactosamine 4-sulfate 6-O-sulfotransferase activity. Gene Ontology annotation, biological process: hexose biosynthetic process. The record is from RefSeq and is a predicted model, not a curated record.
GCGCAGAGAGUCUGGAACUUGUUCACACGCAACCGGCAGCGGAGCAAAACAUCCUAAAAAAUUAUACAAAAAAUUAAUACGCGGCUUUAUUAACAGCACUAACCCCGUGUGCGGUGACCGGAAUGGGAAUACAGGAGCCGGCAAUGACAAGUUGUUUGAUCCGGCUGGUCGUAUGAGCACCGCAAGGCUCCAAGAAGAAACUCAUGGCAGAUGUCAGGGGAUGACGUGGGCUGUUCUCCACAACUCAUCAUGGAUAUCAACUGUGGGCCAUUCCCCAAUCCCAAAACCUCCUGUCUGACUGGUUCCUGCUCCAUAACGCCUCCCUGUGUCUGAGCUGUGACACCUGGGACUUACAGGCAAUUGACACCAUGACGCAGAUGGACUACAAGUACAGCCUGCUGGGCUCUGCAGCGGACGACUACCGCAAGAGACCUCUGCUCCUGCAGGUGGACGACACGCCACUGAACGUGUUCGCAGUCCUGGAGGUGAAACGGGAGCUACCGAGGCGCUGGAGCACUCUGGGCUGCUUCCGCAAGAUCCGGAUCUACAGCUUCCUGUUCGGCCUGGCCGUCAUGUUCCUCAUCAUGGCUUCAUACAUUCUGACAGGAGACAAGAAGGGCCUCCUCCUCACCCCUUCGCCCUACCACUUCAACAGUCUGGUCAGCCCAGGACCUUUUACCUUCAAUCUCUCCUCAGUCAAGGACUAUGCACAUAUCAAAUUGGUGGUCAAGUCUAUCGCAUCUAAGGUGGAGUUUCGCAGCAGUCGACAGCUCCCAGAGUUCAAGGCAUUGGUUAACAGUGAACCACAUAUGUUUUCUGUUGUCCCCCGCAAAUUCCUGUCUGGUGUCAAGAACCCCUGCUGGUAUGAGGAAUACACUGGGAAUAUCACUUCGGACCCAUACAGGACAAACUUGUAUGCACGCUACUCAAGGCGCUUUCGCAUAGUGUUUCAGCACUUGAGGAACACUUUCAGAAAACAUUUGUUUCACCGCAACGGGAAAAUCUACCGCGUGCGGUGCCUUCCUUAUUUCUAUAUCAUUGGUCAACCAAAGUGUGGCACGACGGACCUGUACGACAGACUGAGGCUGCACCCUGACAUCAAGUUCACCACUUUCAAAGAGCCACACUGGUGGACCCGCAAGAGGUUUGGUAUCAUCCGUCUGAGCGAGGGCUUUCAUGAUCGAUACCCAGUGGAAGACUACCUGGACCUGUUCGAUCAGGCUGCUUACCAGAUCCAGGGAAACCUCACAGCAAAUGCCAGUGGAACCCCCAGCCAUCCUAACAUCAUCAUAGGAGAAGCCAGCGCGUCCACCAUGUGGGAUAACAACGCCUGGGUGUAUUUCUACGACAACACCACAGAGGGAGAGCCCCCCUUCCUUAUCCAGGACUUCGUUCACGCCCUGCAGCCUGAUGCCCGCUUCAUUGUCAUGCUCAGGGACCCGGUUGAAAGGCUCUACUCUGACUACCUUUACUUUGGUAUUGCCAAUAAGUCCGCAGAGGAUUUCCACGAGAAGGUGUCAGAGUCGCUGCAGUUAUUCGAGGGGUGCCUUACGGAGUACACAAUGCGCUCCUGUGUGUACAACACUACUGUCAACAACGCCAUGCCAGUCAGACUGCAAGUUGGCGUGUACAUUGUGUACUUAAUGGACUGGUUGACCGUCUUCAGCAGGGAACAGAUUCUGGUCCUGAGGCUGGAAGACCAUGCCUCUAACAGGAAAUACACAAUGCACAAAGUGUUUGAUUUCCUCAACCUGGGGCCGCUGACAAAAGAACUAGAGUCACAGAUCACAAGAAGUCCAGCGUCAAACACCAGGAGGCCGGCGGACAAAAACCUGGGUCCCAUGCUGCCCAUCACUAAAGAGAUCCUGCGGGAUUUCUACAUGCCAUUCAAUGAAAAACUGGCCAAAGUGCUGCAGAAUGACUCCUUCCUCUGGGAGAACAACUCUAAACUCUGAACAACACACCUCCCCUUAACUUCAGUAACAAAAACAAAAAACAAACAAACAAAAAGAAAAAAAAUAAACCACUGAUGUGUCAGCCAGCAAGUUUCAUCUCUCUCAAGUGCCCAUAAGAAUCAAUGUUUUUUUUAUUUAAAUUAUUUUAAGUUAUAAAAGCAGAGAUGAAUCAAAGAUAGAAAAAUAGCACAAGCGAACAUGGUGAUAUUGUGUGUGUGUGUGUGUGUGUGUGUGUAUGUUGUAUGUGUGUAUACAAGAGAGAAAGUGAUGUUGGCAGGUUUUGAAUUUUUUCUUUUGUGACCAGAUGUACAAAAUUAAAUAGUGAAUUC